Messenger RNA from Leptopilina heterotoma, 3056 nucleotides. It is a transcript of the gene 5-HT7, whose product is annotated as 5-hydroxytryptamine receptor 1-like. Gene Ontology annotation, biological process: adenylate cyclase-activating adrenergic receptor signaling pathway. Gene Ontology annotation, molecular function: G protein-coupled amine receptor activity. Lineage: Eukaryota; Metazoa; Arthropoda; Insecta; Hymenoptera; Figitidae. The transcript has 7 exons. The coding region runs from base 1345 to 2877 and encodes 510 amino acids. The record is from RefSeq and is a predicted model, not a curated record. Gene Ontology annotation, cellular component: membrane.
GUAAUAGAAAUACUCUCGUUUGCUUACAAAGUAAACUGGAGGCAUUAAUCGACUCGGAUAUAGGGUCGUUCGUAGUCGUCGUCCUCGUAUGCCGCGCGACGCGUAUGCAAAGUAUAAAGUAAGAGUACAUACAUCUGUAACGUGAUAGACAAGAGGAAUACCGACGCAGGGCGUCACGAUAAGUUACAUCAUAGGUGGGAUGGUUUUCCGGAUAGGGCUAUAAUUUGGAGGUGCAGCGCAAGCGCCGCAUAAAAGCUCCGGGUCAACGGCAAGAACGUCGUCCCAGUCUAGUCGUACGACGAACGUCGAGCUCGACUCUCUCUCUUUUUUGAAUGCGCACAUUUAUUCUGCGCGCGUAUUAUAAAGCCCCCCACUCCCUCCUUCUCUCACUUUACCUGUUAUUUUUGAAAUAAAAAAAAAAAACCGCCAAAAUUUCGAAAGUCGAAAAAAAAAUUUUGUCAAGGGUAAAAAAAUACCCAGACUUUUCGAAUUUUCAGAAAAAAUGAAAAUUGUUUUUUUUUAGUUUCGAAAGUGUUUUUUAUGAUCUGGUUUAUUAGACAAAUAAAUAAUGAAAAAAGUUUUUGAAACAUUUUUUGCGUUUCAUUUGAAUAGCGGGAUUUCAUUCCUUCGUCUCGGCGAACACCUGUAGCAGCGCCGGAAAACUUGCUUCCAACCGUUUCCCCGCUCCCAGGAAAUUCGUGUUUUCGAUUGUUGAAAAAAAAAGGAAAAAAAUAAAAAUGAUUGCAAAAAGAAAAUAUUUUCUUAAAAGAAGAUAAAUUAAGAAUUUUUUGAUUGAAAAAAAGAAAAGAGACUGAAAAGGAUCUUUUUUAAGUGUAUAUUGUGAUUGUGUUUUGAAAAAGAGUUUUUGAAAAAAACUUGUGUGGGACAAUUAUUUUUGGAGUUGGAAAUAAUUGGACAAUAUUAAUAAUUGUCACCUUAAACGAAAAUUUAGUUGAGAAAAAUUGAAUUUUGAUGAUUUUCAUGGUCCUUUCACAGGAAUUGGACGAAUUUUCUAUGAAAACGAUUUGGACAAGAAGGAGGAAAUUCAUCUCAUUGGAAAAAGAAGAAGAAGAAGGAAAAAAAAUGGUGAGCGUGAGAAGGUGUUGAUGAUGGAUUUUGUCAUCUUUCAUUCAAACGAAUGGCGAGAAUGAGGGGGAGGCGUUAUUGCUUGGAGCAAGUUGAAAAUAUUGAAAGUUUGAAAGAAAAUUUGGAAGACUAGAAAAAAAAGAAAUUCAAUGCGUGCGUUGAUCUACUGUGGAGAUUGGCGACGAAAAGCUCGGAAGUAUGACGUAGUCAGAGUGACCAGGAGCGUUUGGAAUGCUCCAGAUUAUCGGUUAGGGUCGUAUGGAGGGGAAGUACGUAACAACCGACAGCACCUGGUUUUUGAACCUGACGACGAUCACUACUACUCAGGACUACGACAAUUUCCUCUACGGAUUUCCCGGCGAACAUUCUCUUUACUCUACUUCUCAGGCCAUCAUUCUCGCUCUACUUCUUGGAAUUAUUGUCAUAGGAACUGUAAUUGGAAACAUUUUGGUUUGCAUUGCGGUGUGCCUCGUGAGGAAACUGCGGAGGCCUUGCAACUACCUCCUGGUGAGCUUAGCUGUCAGUGAUCUCUGUGUGGCACUAUUAGUAAUGCCGUUGGCAGUGAUCUACGAAAUUCUGGGAAGUUGGCCUCUCGGAUCCUUCAUGUGUGAUAUUUGGGUCAGUUUCGAUGUUCUCAGUUGCGCAGCAAGCAUUUUAAAUCUCUGCGCGAUAUCCGUUGACCGGUACAAGGCCAUCACGAAGCCACUGGAAUAUGGGGUAAAGAGAACACCACGACGAAUGAUCGGCUGGGUUGCUCUUGUAUGGUGCAUGGCUGGCUGUAUCAGUUUAGCUCCCUUGUUGAUACUCGGAAAUGAGUACAAGACUUCCGAAACUGGACGCAUCGAUUGUUCCGUUUGUCAAAAUUCAUGGUAUCAAUUUUAUGCCACCAUGUGCAGCUUUUAUAUUCCAACGACCGUCAUGAUUUAUGUAUACUACAUGAUCUUUCGGGCUGCCCGUAAAAUAGUGUUAGAAGAAAGAAGGGCACAAAGUCAUUUGGAGGCGCAUUGUCAUUUGGACAUUGAACCGCCGCAAAAUCUCUCUGUACCAGUGAUAACUCGUCCAAAUAAUUCCGAUGGACAAACAACGCACACGAGUUCACCUUUGAAGCAACAUAGAAGUUCCAGUGCAUCGACCACGGGAAGACCGCGGCUACAUGCAACAGCGUGUAGCGGUCACGAGGUGAAAUGUUUCACCGGUGGUCCAAGAAAAAGUAACGAGUCCCAAUGUCCAAUGUUGCAAAAAAGUGAGAAACUAACAUCAUCAUCAUCAACAACAACGCCAUUAUCAAUUGGAAAAACAAUGAAUAAUCGUAAUCAUCAAAAUAGCACGUGUAGCGUAACAAAUUCACCGCAUCAAAAGAAACUUAGAUUUCAAUUGGCUAAAGAGAGAAAGGCAAGCACAACACUUGGAAUAAUAAUGAGCGCCUUUAUAAUAUGUUGGCUACCAUUUUUUGUUCUUGCAUUAGUGAGGCCAUUCCUCAAGGAUCCACAAUCAAUACCAACGGCAGUAUCAAGUGUCUUCCUUUGGCUUGGCUAUUGCAACAGUCUUUUGAAUCCAAUUAUUUAUGCAACAUUAAAUAGGGAUUUCCGUAAGCCCUUCAGAGAAAUUCUGUUCUUCCGGUGUGGCAAGCUCAAUCAUAUGAUGAGAGAAGAAUUUUAUCAUAGUCAGUAUGGUGAUCCAGUGAAUAAAUAUAUUAGAUCUGGCGAUGAAAUUGGAGGUCAUCGCGGUGAUAAUCAUUGUGUUGAAGCAAUUGAUGUUGCACCCAAUACGCCCAAUGAAAGUUUUCUAUGAUCCCCGUGAAGUCGAUUAACGAAUGUGAAUUUUUAAUAAUUCUCUUCAAAAUAUAAAACACAUAAUAAUAUACAAGUUACAAGAUGAGGAUUAUUAUUUCAAUUAUUUGUUUUUUUUUCAUCUACUGACACACUCAAUUUUGCCCUUCAUGUCUCACUUUCCGUAUAAAAAUAUUUAAU